This is a messenger RNA of Meloidogyne enterolobii, 1137 nucleotides long. NCBI's taxonomy places the organism in Eukaryota, Metazoa, Nematoda, Chromadorea, Rhabditida, Meloidogynidae. The record is from the annotation of a GenBank genome assembly.
GGAAAGGAAAUAGUCAAUAAAUUACUCUAUCUUCCUCUACAAACAAACAAAAGAAGGAAAGAAAGAUUAAUGGGACAUUUGAUCUCAGUUCCACAGCAAUGCUCUCAACUGUUUCAUACCCCUUUUGUUAAUUCUUCAACUUCUCAAAUAUUUUCUCAAAAUUGUACAAAUAAAAAUUUUGAAAUGUUGAAUAAUAAUGAAGAUGAAAUUGAUGAGCAUAUUCCGACAACACCAGACCCAAAUUCAUUCAAAUUACAACCACACGAAUUAAAUCAAUUCCCAGACGAAAUUUUUGAUAUUGUCAGCAAAGUUGGGGAAGGCUCAUAUGGGUCAGUCCAUAAAGCAUUACAUAAAUCUAGUGGGCGUUCUUUGGCUAUUAAAAUGGUACCAGUAGACACAGAUUUACAAGAAAUAAUUAAAGAAAUUACAAUAAUGCAGCAAUGUGAUUCUCGGCAUGUAGUUAAAUAUUAUGGAAGUUAUUUCAAAAAUUCUGAUCUCUGGAUUGUAAUGGAAUAUUGCGGUGCUGGUUCCGUUUCCGAUAUAAUGCGGUUAAGACGUAAAACUUUGGAUGAAUUCGAAAUUAGUGCAAUAUUAAAAGACACACUUUUGGGGCUUUUUUAUCUUCAUGGAAUGAAAAAAAUACAUAGAGAUAUUAAAGCAGGAAAUAUUUUAUUAAAUAUGGAUGGAAAUGCAAAAUUGGCAGAUUUUGGAGUGGCCGGGCAAAUAACUGAUACAAUGGCUAAGAGAAACACGGUUAUUGGAACUCCUUUUUGGAUGGCCCCAGAAUUGAUACAAGAAGUUGGUUAUGAUAUGAAAGCAGAUAUUUGGUCUUUAGGAAUAACAGCUAUAGAAAUGGCUGAAGGAAGACCUCCACAUGCAGAAAUACAUCCAAUGAGGGCAAUUUUUAUGAUACCCACAAAACCUCCUCCAACACUCAAAGUUCCCCAGGAUUGGAGUCCGUCAUUUCUCGAUUUAAUUUCAAAAUGUUUGGUUAAAAAUCCGGAAGAGAGGACAACGGCUAAAUGUUUGCUUGAGCACGAAUUUAUAAAAUCGGCCAAAGGAGCAAAAGUAUUGAGAGAAAUGAUUGCAAAUGCUCAAGAUGUCGCUGCACAAUAUUUGCUACAAGAAGCGGUAUAA